Molecule: messenger RNA, 1856 nt
Organism: Pongo pygmaeus (Bornean orangutan)
Lineage: Eukaryota; Metazoa; Chordata; Mammalia; Primates; Hominidae
Gene: PSMD6
Product: proteasome 26S subunit, non-ATPase 6
Exons: 8
Coding region: 571-1740 (389 amino acids)
Biological process (GO): proteasome-mediated ubiquitin-dependent protein catabolic process
Cellular component (GO): proteasome regulatory particle
Molecular function (GO): protein binding
Source: RefSeq, a predicted model, not a curated record
AGAGUUCUAGAUAGGGGUUUUCAUUUAGGCCUUGCAACAUGGCUGUCACAUGAACUUGGUUGGUCUGUUUCCCUAACCUCUUUGUGCCUCAGUUGUCUUACCUACUAAAUAGGCUAAUAGUACUACCUCGCAGCAUGAAGAUGAUUUUAAUAAGAUGAAUGAGAGUAACGACUUGACAAACUAUGGUGAAUGUUUUUACUGAUGCUAUUAUUACAUUUUCAGUUUUCCAAAAAUUUUAAGCUCCCAUCAGUUACAAACGGAAAGUAAAAUAGCUAAAAAGGGAGUGAGAAAGAGAUUCAAGAAAUUGGGCUUUUGAGUUGGGCUGCACCCACUCUGGGACUCCGCGGGGGGCCUUGAGGGUGGAAAAGCCCCCGUGACCACACUGGGGCGCAGGCGCCCAGGCCGGGCGAGACGUUCCCGGAGGUGUCCAGCAGAGGACGCUGCCGGCGGAGACAGGACCGGAAGCCGGGCCGGAGGCGGCCGGGCGUAUUCGCCGACUCCUCCCGCUUCCGCUGCCGCAGCCGGUCGGAACCAAGCUGUCUGCUGUCAGCCGCUGUCCCCGUCGCCGCGAUGCCGCUGGAGAACCUGGAGGAGGAGGGUCUGCCCAAGAACCCCGACUUGCGCAUCGCGCAGCUGCGCUUCCUGCUUAGCCUGCCCGAGCACCGCGGAGACGCUGCCGUACGCGACGAGCUGAUGGCGGCCGUCCGCGAUAACAACAUGGCUCCUUACUAUGAAGCCUUGUGCAAAUCCCUCGACUGGCAGAUAGACGUGGACCUACUCAAUAAAAUGAAGAAGGCAAAUGAAGACGAGUUGAAGCGUUUGGAUGAGGAGCUGGAAGAUGCAGAGAAGAAUCUAGGAGAGAGCGAAAUUCGCGAUGCAAUGAUGGCAAAGGCCGAGUACCUCUGCCGGAUAGGUGACAAAGAGGGAGCUCUGACAGCCUUUCGCAAGACAUAUGACAAAACUGUGGCCCUGGGUCACCGAUUGGAUAUUGUAUUCUAUCUCCUUAGGAUUGGCUUAUUUUAUAUGGAUAAUGAUCUCAUCACACGAAACACAGAAAAGGCCAAAAGCUUAAUAGAAGAAGGAGGAGACUGGGACAGGAGAAACCGCCUAAAAGUGUAUCAGGGUCUUUAUUGUGUGGCUAUUCGUGAUUUCAAACAGGCAGCUGAACUCUUCCUUGACACUGUUUCAACUUUUACAUCCUAUGAACUCAUGGAUUAUAAAACAUUUGUGACUUAUACUGUCUAUGUCAGUAUGAUUGCCUUAGAAAGACCAGAUCUCAGGGAAAAGGUCAUUAAAGGAGCAGAGAUUCUUGAAGUGUUGCACAGUCUUCCAGCAGUUCGGCAGUAUCUGUUUUCACUCUAUGAAUGCCGUUACUCUGUUUUCUUCCAAUCAUUAGCGGUUGUGGAACAGGAAAUGAAAAAGGACUGGCUUUUUGCCCCUCAUUAUCGAUACUAUGUAAGAGAAAUGAGAAUUCAUGCAUACAGUCAGCUGCUGGAAUCAUAUAGGUCAUUAACCCUUGGCUACAUGGCAGAAGCAUUUGGUGUUGGUGUGGAAUUCAUUGAUCAGGAACUGUCCAGGUUUAUUGCUGCUGGGAGACUACACUGCAAAAUAGAUAAAGUGAAUGAAAUAGUAGAAACCAACAGACCUGAUAGCAAGAACUGGCAGUACCAAGAAACUAUCAAGAAAGGAGAUCUGCUACUAAACAGAGUUCAAAAACUUUCCAGAGUAAUUAAUAUGUAAAGCCAUGUAACUAACAAGGAUAUGCUUUAGAGAUAAUUAUUUGGAAUUUUUAUAGCUUACUUCACAAUGUGCCCAGGUCAACUGUAUAAAAUAAAUACUGCAUUGUUGUUUCUUUC